This is a messenger RNA of Exophiala dermatitidis NIH/UT8656, 2079 nucleotides long. RefSeq lists its product as uncharacterized. The record is from RefSeq and is a predicted model, not a curated record. Gene Ontology annotation, cellular component: nucleus; site of double-strand break. NCBI's taxonomy places the organism in Eukaryota, Fungi, Ascomycota, Eurotiomycetes, Chaetothyriales, Herpotrichiellaceae. The transcript has a single exon. Gene Ontology annotation, biological process: double-strand break repair. Bases 1 to 2079 code for a protein of 692 amino acids.
AUGGCAGCUACUAUGCCCUCGACACACCCGGGCACCCCGAGCCUCACGGUGGCCCCGACCCAGAACAGCGCACCCGUCCAUGAGUUCCGCUGCCUGUACACUCGGGACCUGCACAAGAAGGCAAAGAAAUGGCACGACGGCUCCCUGCGGUUCCACACUUUCAAUCGACGCGUCAUGGUUUACGACGACGCGAAGAAUUACAUUGGAGACCUUCAUUAUACGCAAGAGGACGAGUUUGGCGAGGGUGUCGAGAUUCAACUGGACCGGGGAGUAAAAGUCGAAGUCGGUGACAGGCUGGGUGAGACGCAGACCGAUUUGGCACCCAUUCUCGAAAGACAGCGUCCAGAGAAAACAGCGCCACAACCUAGGCAGACGGCACAUCUCUCCACCCGCCCUCAGUCAACGGGAUAUUCACAGAGGCCCAAGUCAUUGCUCGAGGUUCUGGGUCCAUCCCAGGGACGACUUGGCCGAUCAAGAUUGUCCUUACAGUCGCCAUAUGAGCAACGACAACCGGCUUCCCGACCUGACCCUGUCCCACCAGCUGCGAAGAAGCCCAAGUUAGCCGGCGUGGAAAAGAAUCUCACCAGAGGACAAGGGGAGCAGGCUACGGCUAGCCAGCCACGCCUUAGUGAGCAGUAUCGGCAAAGAGCGGCGCCGGCGGCGGCGCCAUUACCCUUGACUGAUGGCAGACGAGUCCCUGUUCAGUUCAAAGAGGUGCUCGAUAUCUCCUCUGACGAUGAGCCACGACAACCCCACGGUAGAGAUGCGGAAUCACAAUCCCGGCAAAUUGAGGCUGCAAGGAGGCCAAAGGAGAAGACUAAGCCCGUCCCUACGUCCAAAAAACCGAGUCGGAACGCAGUGGUUUCCGCAACGAAGACUCCUCGCGAAAGUAGUCUCAAUCAGCCUGGCGUCAACAGUAAGGUGGCUGCUCCCCAGCGCCAGCAGCCAACGACAGCAACAGCAGCAUCGAGGGAGCGAACUCCUCCAGCCGCUACAAGGCCCAGGCCUUCCUCAAAGGGGACUGCGCGACUAUUACUGAGCCAGCCAAAGCCCCGGUCUACAUUGACUUGUUUAAUGCCGUUUACAAGGGACGCCGGUACAGGAUGCAAUGCAAAUAAUGUGGACAGUGAAUCUGACUUCAGCUCUCUUAGACCUGCACCAAGUAGGCGCUCUAUGUCUCCUGACCAGAACGAUAACCGAGAGCAUGACCGGGACCAUGAUAGCGACAGCCUCAUUGCGACCCCAAGCUCUCAUAAGUCUGCCCGGGGCCGACGCGGACCGGACAGCCAUAUCACUUCCAGUCCCCUCUUCAUACCAGAGGAUGACACGGAGCGCCCGACGUCCCCUCCAAACCUUGCGCCUACUCAAGAAGACUUUUUCUUGCCCCCUCUCGACGCUAUUCAGUCAUCUCAAGGCAGUCAAGGACAUCGUCAAGCGCCCUGUCCGGGCUUUGAUACAGAAGAGUCAAAUGCAGACCUGGAAAGUUGUGUUGCUCAGGAGAGCAUGGCGCUGCGGAAUCAUACGAAUUCUCCAAAACACCCUAAGGACAGAUCCUUUCCUCUGCCGCCUCAUGAUUUGAUUUCCGUGCGGAACACUGAUACACAUGCAUUCCAACGAGUCUUUUCCGAGAGUGAUGCUAUAGGUGACGAGGAUUGGAGCCUGGCUCCUGAACGUUCUGGCAACGAGAUACUGCGAGGCAUUGAGGCACGCAGUCCACUCAAAGUGUUGGACAAUCUCAACGCCCGGCGAACUCCCGUCAACGCACGGAAGUCUGCCAACAUACAACGCUGGACCUCAGAUACUGCUGCGCUGGGUCCAGAGAAUGACAACGAGACGAGUCCGAAUGUACAGGAGCGUUCGAAGGGCGAGGUAGGACCAUGGACCUCGGAAGAAGCCUUUCUUCUCUUCGAUUGGUGGCCGCCUGAUAAAGAGAAACCAGAGUUCUGGGAUCAUGUGAACCUGGGGGAUACAAGUAAUACAGGGCCGCCAGAGGGUGUUCCCCAGGCAGUACAGGGGGUUGUUCGCAGCGGCAUUACCACUGCCAGACAGUUUCUUCGCGACGAGAUAAAUGUGCUAUGA